UAAAAGCUCUGCAAGUCUGCAAUAAAAAUGGCCUCCAAUAAAACUACAUUGAAAUCCAAAACAUUUGUCUUUAAGUGACAAGAAUUAGUGAAGCCGAAAAGAGUACCAGAAAACAAUCUUCCAUUGAAUCAAAGAAAUUUAGUCCAACGGAGAACAAAGAUGGAGAUGUUUCCCACUUGUAGCCUGCUUGCCUCAUCACCACACAAAAUGGGAAAGAAACAGAAUGGCAAAGGUAAAAAAGUUGAAGAGGCAGAGCCUGAAGAAUUUGUUGUGGAGAAAGUCCUGGACAGACGUGUUGUAAAUGGAAAGGUGGAAUACUACUUGAAGUGGAAAGGAUUUACAGAUGCUGACAACACAUGGGAACCUGAAGAAAACUUAGAUUGUCCAGAGCUAAUUGAAGCUUUUCUGAACUCUCAGAAAGCUGGUAAAGAAAAGACAGAUGGUGCCAAAAGAAAAUCUUUGUCAGAUAGCGAAUCUGAUGAUAGUAAAUCAAAGAAAAAGCGUGAUUCUGUUGAUAAACCAAGAGGGUUUGCCAGGGGUCUUGAUCCUGAGCGGAUAAUUGGGGCUACAGACAGCAGUGGAGAGCUUAUGUUCCUCAUGAAAUGGAAAGACUCUGAUGAGGCAGAUCUGGUGCUGGCCAAAGAAGCUAACGUGAAGUGUCCUCAGAUCGUAAUCGCUUUUUAUGAAGAGCGACUAACUUGGCAUUCAUGCCCAGAAGAUGAAGCACAAUAAUUGUUUGCAUUGCUUUUUUUAUAUAUAUGAAUAUUAAAACAUGAAAUGUGAUUUAUUAGCAAUGUGAGAAGCGUACAUUCUAACAAGAAUCAAAUUUGAUAUUUUUUUGAAGUAGUAUGUUUUGCAUCAACAGCAAGUAAAUAAAAGCUUUCUGCAACUUGUUUCAUUUAUCACAAGAGAGCAUUUGAUACUACUACUUCCUCCAUGUUAGGUAAAAGCUUUUAUAAAACAUAAACUUCCAUAAUUAUUACAGAAUCAUAAUGAAUGUCUAAACAAACUCGCAGAUGUUUUGUAGUCUUUUAUACUAUUGAUGUGCAUGUAUCUUCUUUACUCAAACCUAGCCCUUUAAACCUGUAGAAUCAUUCUUUUUAGUAUUUGAGAUCACUUGGUUUCACCAAGACCGGGUGAAAACUAACUUCAUAACAAUUUGAAUGUUAUCAGAAAGGACCGAUUUGGCUUAACCUGGC
This is a messenger RNA of Opisthocomus hoazin, 1199 nucleotides long. RefSeq names its product chromobox 3 (gene CBX3). NCBI's taxonomy places the organism in Eukaryota, Metazoa, Chordata, Aves, Opisthocomiformes, Opisthocomidae. Gene Ontology annotation, cellular component: nucleus. The record is from RefSeq and is a predicted model, not a curated record.